Oryza brachyantha (malo sina) is the source of this 1949-nucleotide messenger RNA. Its product is annotated as cyclin-SDS-like. Gene Ontology annotation, cellular component: cyclin-dependent protein kinase holoenzyme complex; cytoplasm; nucleus. NCBI's taxonomy places the organism in Eukaryota, Viridiplantae, Streptophyta, Magnoliopsida, Poales, Poaceae. Gene Ontology annotation, molecular function: cyclin-dependent protein serine/threonine kinase regulator activity. Gene Ontology annotation, biological process: mitotic cell cycle phase transition; regulation of cyclin-dependent protein serine/threonine kinase activity. Bases 46 to 1422 code for a protein of 458 amino acids. The record is from RefSeq and is a predicted model, not a curated record. The transcript is spliced from 7 exons.
CAUCACAAAUCCACGCACAAGCACACGCAGCGCCGCACGCUACCAAUGCCUCCGCCUACCAUGCCCGCAUCGGUGCCCACGAGACCGCGCUCCCACCCUUUCCGGCGGCGGAGAGGCGCGGUGGCGGCGGUUCCUUCUCGGCUCCCUGAUCAGAUCGCGGCGGCGCCUGCAGCCAAGCGGCCCGCUGAGUCGUCCACCUCGGCCUCCUCCUGCUUCCGCAGCGAGGUCAUCUCCGCCACCUCCACCACCACCACCUCUCUCGCCGCAGCUCAGCGCCCGGAGAAGCGGCCUCGGUAUCAGGAUGCGGACGAGGCGCAGCCCGCCGCCUCCGAGUGCUCCGAGAUCAUCGGUGGCGCGAGGCUGUGCGACGCCGAGGUCUCGGUCUCCGAGUCGUCGUGCCUCGCCUCCGUCCUAGAGUCUGACCUCGCCUGCCCCGAGCGGCUCGCCGAUGACGCCGAGGCGACCGAAUACUCCUCAGCCUGCGAGGACCUCACGCUGCCGGAGACCGAGGAGGAGGAUGAGGAGGUGCGCAGUGGUCCCUGCAUCUGCGCCAACUACUCCUUUGCCCCCCUUGAUGAGUCCUCCUCUUCCGACGACGACGCCGAGCCCUCCCCCACCUUCUCCCUCUUCCUUGCCUUCGCGGAGCAGUUCGUCUCCUGCCCGCAUCCCAAAACGCCCGCCGUCACGGACGUCGCUGUACGAACGGGGAAGAGAUUUGAGGACCUGGACAACGAGGAGAGCUACGAGCGGUUCCGGCGGCGCGAGCGGCGAGGGGUGGUAGCCCGCGACUACAUUGAGGUGUACUCCUCCAUGCCCGGCAGCUACGGUCGUGCCGUCGUGGAGCAGCGCGUUGUCAUGGUGAACUGGAUCAUCGAGCAUUCCCAUGUGAUGGAGCUGCAGCCAGAGACAGUUUUCAUAGGGAUAGGACUGAUGGACCGCUUCUUGACACGUGGAUAUGUAAAGGGCUCAAGGAAUCUGCAGUUGCUGGGAAUCGCCUGCACCACCCUUGCUACCCGCAUUGAAGAGAAUCAACCCUAUAAUUGUAUCCUUCAGAAAACUUUCAAAGUAGGGAUCAAUACUUACAGCCGAAAUGAGGUCGUUGCCAUGGAAUGGCUGGUUCAGGAGGUCCUUGACUUCCAGUGCUUUGUCACAACAGCUCACCAUUUCCUCUGGUUCUAUCUGAAGGCUGCAAAUGCAGAUGACAGAGUCGAGGACCUAGCGAAGUACCUGGCCAUGCUCUCACUUCUAGACCACAAACAUCUCUCCUUCUGGCCCUCAACUGUGGCAGCCGCAGUGGUAGCCCUUGCUUGCCUUGCCACAGAUAAUGAGUCAUCAUGCCAUUUGGUUAUGGAGACUCACAUGAGGACGAACAAUGAUGAUCUGCCUGAAUGCCUAAUGGUUUGUUUUCUCCUCAAAUUGUGAUUCCGUGAAUUGAAAAUGUUCUUCACAGAGUCUCGAGUGGUUGAUCAAUUAUGCUUCCUGCUAACCAGGACAAACCCAGGUGAUAUGCCGACCCAAUCUUCUACUUAGUCCCAGUAACACAGCGUCGUGCGUACAGAGUCGCUUAGGAAACGGAGGUGUACAUAAUACAUUGCACCGUAGCAAAUUCUCCCUUACAUGCCAUUAGUUUGACAGCAGGGUAGAUAAGGACAAGAAGCCGGCCAAACGUGGUUGUGAUCGCGUCAGUCCAAUAGGGAGCAUUGCAACCACGAAAUUUUGCUAAUAACUGCCGGCGUCAGCCUCAGUGAGUAGAACUAACCUGUUGUUGUAAGCUGUCUUAAAAAUCAUUUCUUCGUUGUGUUAAGGGCAACCACUAACCUGUAUCCUUCGACUUGCUCCGUUGUUUUAAUGAAACAUCCUGUUUACAAACUGCAACUGGUGCAAUGUUGUGACCCUGAAAGACGCAUGCUCUGACGCUCAGGUUUCAGAUCUUUGGUGAAUAAAAUGAU